CUUCGUGUUGCCAAAAACAGGAAGGGGAAUACUACCGGAAGUAAGCAGUGUAACAAAACAAAAAGAAGUCGCCCAUUAGUUCGGUGGGUAACUCUUUCCAACAACAAAAGUAUAUUUUCGAGUAGAAGUUGUCAAUAUGGGCACUACGGCAAGUCAACUUGGGAAGGAUGUGCUCUCGGAAUAUCAAGAGCUGACAUUCUUGACAAAACAAGAAAUUCUUCUUGCCCACAAGAGAUUCGCUGAACUGCUCACAAAAGAUGAGAAAGAUCUUCCAAAUAUCAGAGUACCGGUGCAGAGGAUUCUCACUCUGCCAGAGCUUAAGUCCAACCCUUUCAGGAGAAGAAUCUGCUAUGUUUUCUCAACAUCUGAACACAAAGAUGGAAGCCUCACAUUUGAGGACUUUCUGGAUCUCUUGAGUGCCUUCAGCGACUCUGCUACUCUGGAAAUCAAAUCCCACUAUGCAUUCCGUAUAUUUGACUUUGAUGAUGAUGGAACUCUUGAUGGUGGCGAUCUGGAGCAGCUUGUCAACUGCCUGACUGGCGAGACAGAUGACACGAGAUUAACACCUGAGGAAAUGAGACAGCUCAUCAGCAAUAUUCUUGAAGAGUCCGACAUUGACAAGGAUGGUACCGUGAACCUCUCAGAGUUUCAGCAUGUCAUUUCAAGGUCACCAGAUUUUGUCAGUUCUUUCAAGAUUGUGCUGUGAAGACCUCUAGUGGGCUGUGGAAAUACAACACCUUUUAACUCUCAAUGGUGUUUAAUUUACAAUUAGAACAAUUUUAGAGUUUUGCCUUAAAUUAUAUAUACCUGUGAAUUUUAUUGCCUUAACUAUUUCAUACAUCCUUUCUGAAAUAUUAAACCUGUGAUUUUUUUAUUUCUAUAAAGAAUUAUUAUUUUUUUUCAAAAGUGAUCAUUUAAAAAGUUGUUUGUUAUAACAAAGACAAAUAAGAACGUGUAUAUUACAAAAAUAAAUCCAAAGUCUUUUUUUGUGAUAAUUUACACUUCCUGGUA
Molecule: messenger RNA, 1011 nt
Organism: Anoplopoma fimbria (sablefish)
Lineage: Eukaryota; Metazoa; Chordata; Actinopteri; Perciformes; Anoplopomatidae
Product: calcium and integrin-binding protein 1-like
Exons: 7
Coding region: 137-706 (189 amino acids)
Molecular function (GO): calcium ion binding
Source: RefSeq, a predicted model, not a curated record